AUGACUCUGGAGUCCAUGAUGGCUUGCUGCCUGAGCGAAGAGGCGAAGGAGUCGAAACGAAUCAAUGCAGAAAUUGACAAGCAACUCCGCCGAGACAAACGUGACUCGAGGAGAGAGCUGAAAUUACUUCUACUCGGUACGGGAGAGAGCGGCAAGAGCACCUUCAUCAAGCAAAUGAGGAUCAUCCAUGGAGCGGGCUACACAGACGAAGAUAAGAGGGGCUUUAUCCGGCUGGUUUACCAGAACAUUUUCACCUCCAUGCAGUCCAUGAUCCGUGCCACAGAGACCCUCAAGAUCCCCUACAAAUAUGAACAGAACCGAUCUAAUGCCAUGCUAGUGAAGGAGGUAGACAUCGAGAAGAUCAACGGGUUUGACCAGCCCUACAUCGCAGCCAUCAAGAUGCUGUGGGCUGACCCGGGCAUACAGGAGGCCUAUGAUCGCCGCAGAGAAUAUCAACUCUCUGAUUCCACCAAAUAUUACCUUAGUGAUAUAGACCGCGUGACUGCGGAGGGGUAUGUUCCCACCCAGCAGGACGUGCUGAGGGUCCGUGUUCCCACCACGGGCAUCAUAGAGUACCCAUUUGACUUGGAGAACGUCAUCUUCAGGAUGGUGGAUGUAGGGGGUCAGAGGUCAGAGAGGAGGAAGUGGAUUCACUGCUUUGAGAAUGUCACCUCCAUCAUGUUCCUGGUGGCGCUCAGUGAGUACGACCAGGUCCUGGUGGAAUCAGACAACGAGAAUCGUAUGGAGGAGAGUAAAGCUCUGUUCAGGACUAUCAUUACCUACCCCUGGUUUCAGAACUCCUCCGUCAUCCUCUUCCUCAACAAGAAGGACCUGCUGGAGGAGAAGAUCUCCUACUCACACUUGGUGGACUAUUUCCCCGAGUUUGAUGGCCCCCAGAGAGAUGCCCAGGCGGCACGGGAGUUCAUCCUGAAGAUGUUUGUGGACUUAAACCCAGACAGCGACAAGAUCAUCUACUCCCACUUCACUUGUGCCACGGACACUGAGAACAUCCGCUUUGUGUUUGCAGCUGUCAAAGACACCAUCCUACAGCUCAAUCUCAAAGAGUACAACCUGGUGUGAGGGCCCGCACUCGGCGCACACCUCCUCCCCAUUGCACAAACGCACACCUCAUUCGGAGUGUGCAUUCAACUCCACAUGCAUCAUACAACAUACUAUGCCGGCACACACACAUACAGACACACGCACACACACCAAUAGAACCUGUCGUUUUUCUUUUUUCUUUUUUCCCCCCAGUACAUUAGAUUCACAGAUCUGCCACCUCCAAAUGCCCCCCUUCCCCUUCACCAAAGCUCGCCCUCUUCCUCCUUUUCUCGGCAGCUUGUUGUGUCAGAGUCCCCGCUCCUCCCAAAUCUGGUCCAUGUGUCAAAUUUGGCCCCGGCUGCUGGCUCUGGCACACUGAUCUGGCACAUAGACCUGUCCCACGGGUUGUACAAUGACUAUGGACGGGACUUUGGUGUUUGUGCGUGUGGCAUCUGUGUGUAUGUUUGGGGCAACGACGACUAGUGAGGAGCAGCGUUUUUGGUAAAUUGUGGGGUCAACCCUUUGGUUUCCCCUGGAGUUAACCCUCCGUGGUGUGAGAUCAGAUCCACAGAAUCGUCUCCUUUCUGAGCACUCGAAGGUGUGGACGUGAGUGAGCACUGUAGCUCGUGAAGCCACCCACGGAGCUGCAAUACAGUGUGGAAUAAAAUGCAUCACCGAAGACCCAGCACAGCCUCUCAGUGGGGAAACAACAUGCGUGAACACAGGAAGUGAGGGGAAGGGGACGGGGCAAAGGGUUCUGUCUCCACCUUGCAUCUAUGAAUGUACCAUCCAGUGUGAGCAUUGCAAUCGCAAAAAAAAUAGAGAAAUAUAUAUUAUAAACUAAAGGCAUACGUAAACACACUAAGGCAAAAAAGCACGAGACGGAGAGACAAAGCUCAUGAAAAUCUGUUCCUUUACUGAGACUUUUUAAACAUUUUAAUGAUAUUAAUUUGUUGCUAUGUGUACUUCUAUUUAACAAUGGCAAAAUUAGCGGGUGACAAGAAAAAGGUUAGAAAAAUUCACGUAACAAAAGUCCAAAAACAAGCAACCAGGAAUUUACUUGACAUUAGUAUCCUUUGCAGAUUUCUGUGGGAUUUUGUUAAGUUAAUCGCAUUGCUUCCCUCCUCCAGAUGUUUUCUGUAUGGAUUCACAGAGACAAUCUGUUACCUUCCAUGUGACCUUCACAGCAUCUGGCACUACUCAUAUACACCUACACUACAUCACACCAGGAGCGGGUGACAAGACCUUGCUUUUGACACAGGCUCUGCUCUGAUUAGCACAGGCAGGUGCCAAGGGGAGCAUGAUGUCAUCAGUGUUUAUCGGCCCGCAGAGCACUGGGCGCAUUCGCAGGUUGGGCUGCAAGUAGCUUAUCUGACUUAUAAAAAGCUGUAAGUAAAACACACUCAUGCCCGGGUUGUGAAUAAAACCCAUGCGGUGUAACAUCUCUGAUGACGUCAUACCUGCGUCACUCAGCCGUCCGAUCAGACACACUUCCUGCGGGUUGACAUGAUGGUCGUCCAUUAUAUCAACACAGGACGUGCUUCUGUUUACUUUUUUACUGUAUAGUCACUUUGUUUAUAUAUAAAAAAAGAUUGCUUGCUGUUGAGUUGUGAGAGGAGGGGGGCUACGAACCUUCUUUCACAGAAAAACGUACUCUGAAGUCUGCAAACGUUGUUGUUUGUGUAUAUUUGUUUGUAAAUACAUAUACACAAAAACGCUCCUGUACAAUAAAAGGCUCUGUGGUACUCAUCUUUCGCAAAAAGGAAAAAAAAAUCCACUUCUUUCAAUAGCGUAGUUUUUUUUUCUUAUGAAUUUAUGGUAGUAUUGAUACUGUGAUUAUGGAUUUUGUUCACUUGAUUAAUAGGACUGUACACAGAGCUGCGCUGAGUGGUGUUGAGGAAAUGACGGACAAGGAGUAAUAGUCAGAGAAAAGAGGUUCCUCCCACCCAACCUCUUCAACCCUCACAACUCCACACUACUGCAACAGCUCCAGCUCCAGACGAAUACUCUGGACUAACUAGGGCUGGUAAGAUUCUUCACAAUAUGGUGACAAGAUGAUUUUAAAAAGAGUAAUUAAAGAUUUUUUUUUUAUUUAUCUAAUUUAUGGACCAGGUUUGAAGGUGUUGAUAAUUUGACUGCUUUUGAUUCUGUCAUGUUGAAGCGCUCCUUUCUCAUGGUGGAGCCUACUUGAGUCUGAACUGCUGUAAAAACAAAUGUCUGGUAUAGUAUGGACUUUAUCUCUGCUUUCUAUUUCUAUUAAGACAUUUCCAGUUGUACUUGCCAUCACAUCUCCAUCCAAGAUAAUACUGUAUGGUUUCUUUAGGAGCCCUCACAUUUGUUUUGUUUGAUUUAAAAAAGGAAAAAAAUGAAAAAAAAGAAACAUGUAUUUCCUCUUGGUUUAUAGACGCAGCGCUGUAAUGCAUACUUAGAAAAUGUACAAUACGAAAGUAGGUGGAGUUUUUUAUCAGUGAUUGAAGACCUACGUGGUCCAUGCUUGCUAUUUGUAAUUUAACACAAAAAAAUUCUGUCGUUGGUUUUGCAUUGUUAAUUUCCAGUUUUUUGAAGCUUGCUUUGAUAGUGCCAGUGAUGUGCAGAUAUACUUUUUUGGUCUUUGACCUUUUCUACAGGCGACUUAUCCUUCAUCCUCAUUAAGGGCUAUCACAGUACAUCAGGCAGACAGUGGGAGUGGAAUUUAGGACCACAGUGAACCAAGUCAUCCACUAAUCCUUGUGUAUAAAUGGAGAUUACUUAUGUGCUGUAAGAACUGUAGGCAGGGUGUUAAUGCAAACAUAAUAAGGUGUGUAAAGAGAGAUGACCAACACUAAGCAGUUUCUUUUAUACAAUCCUUUUUAUGUCUUUUUUAAUUUAUUUAUAUGGCCCAACAGUAAGUCAAAAGGACCCAGUCUCUGGCUCUCAGACAAUGUCACGCCCAUAACAUUCAUUAUUUCUUUUUUUUUUUUUAUUUUUUCAUUGCAUUAGUAUUACGGUAUUACCUGGAGUUGACUCCAUUCAGUAUAGAAACACUAUUUUCACCAAAAGACACUACUUUUAAGACAUCACUGAGUAUUGUGUAGUUUCCACAUAGUGUUUGAGUUAUACCUGAAGGCCAACAAACCUUUACUGCCAUUUUGUCUGCUGACAAGUGACACUAGCCUCGAGCUGAGCAAGCGGACGGCCAACUGUUAGACAGAGAUGCCUGUCAUAGAUUGAGAGGUCCUGUAUGUAUCAGGAUGCCAGUAUUAAGGUGGAAUGACGUCUCAGUAUGGAUACUUGAGUAUUAAACAGCAGUUUUACGAUUGUGAAGCUUUACUGUGUUGAGUGCAGCUCGCUUAGAUGGUGAUGUACACCCUACAUCGCUCAGUCACCUGCAGACUUAGCACUACGCCUCUGGUACGCGGUGAAGGGCUGACAGGCUGGCGGUUUGGUGGUUCGUUAAAAGCGUUUGUUGCACAGUGUGUUUUCACGUGUUAAUCCCACCAUGUACGAGCUGGAAAGAGGUUAGGCAGACUAUAGGAAACUCUGUAGUUUUUCAGUUGCAUCCUCUCCUAGUCACCUUGUCCCUUUGAGCACUGACCAGUUAAAAGACUGGAUUGUUUGUUUCACUGUAACACGUUCCCUUUUAUUGCCUUUCAUUGCCUUGAAUAGUAAAGGCUUUGUGCAGACGUUGCUGGCCCUUUACUGUUAUCUAGCAUGCUCUGUGACCACUGGGUGACUGGGGAUAUAUAAUACACCCGGCCCAUUGGUAUUCAAAGUUGGAAUAAAUUCAAUCAUACUUAUCUUUUGGAGAUCAACAUGGAGUUAGUGCAUAUUUAGAACUUAAAGCUUGUUUUCCUUUUUUUUUUUUUUUUAACAACAAAAGUGUUUUUUUGUUCUCACUUUCUCUUCUCUUUGUAUGAUAAGAAAACUUACCAGAACACUAUUGUAUUUAGGACCACUUGAUUUUCUUUCUUUCUUUUUUUUUCUUUCUUUUUUUCACUCCAAUGAAACCUGAUGGUCAAUUGUGUAGUGGUGUAUAAAAUGCUGUGUUUUUCUUUAUUUUGUAUGUAAACCAAAUGUAAAUUAUGUAUUAUACUGAGUGUGCCAACCCCACUCUCUCUAGAGCCAGGCUCUCUCUAAGUGCCAACGCUGUGGUCAUCAUCAAAGGACUGCCACCUGAGGCGGUCCCCCUUUUUAAAAACACACCAGAGACUAAACAAAGGAUAGAUGAUUAAGUACACACAAAGACUUUAUUCUGUAUUUAAGAUUGAAGAUUUAAAAGAUAAUCUGCUGUUUUUUAAGAAACUGUAAUUAUAAUUGCAUGUGCUGUUUAUUUUGUGUUGGAAGUGAGGGCUUGGAUGUUUUCAUUGAUGCAGAGCCCUUGGUGAAAGGGUUGAAUCGGUUGGUUAUUAUCGAUUAUUGAUUUACAUUACUCUUGCCAUAUUUCUUUGUUUUUUAUGUGUUUCAUGUAUUUGUUUCAACCACUGUUGCCUGAUCCUCAUUCAAACAUGAACAUGACUUAUGAUCAUUGCCGCCUUCUAAGAGAGAAACAUAAUGACAAGGUAUCUGUUUUAAAUUGAAAUAAAUUUGUUCCUAUACUUGC
This is a messenger RNA of Myripristis murdjan (pinecone soldierfish), 5620 nucleotides long. RefSeq names its product guanine nucleotide-binding protein G(q) subunit alpha-like. The transcript is spliced from 7 exons. Bases 1 to 1080 code for a protein of 359 amino acids. Gene Ontology annotation, molecular function: GTPase activator activity; G protein-coupled receptor binding; G-protein beta/gamma-subunit complex binding. Gene Ontology annotation, biological process: adenylate cyclase-modulating G protein-coupled receptor signaling pathway. NCBI's taxonomy places the organism in Eukaryota, Metazoa, Chordata, Actinopteri, Holocentriformes, Holocentridae. Gene Ontology annotation, cellular component: cytoplasm; heterotrimeric G-protein complex. The record is from RefSeq and is a predicted model, not a curated record.